This is a messenger RNA of Vespa crabro (European hornet), 4555 nucleotides long. It is a transcript of the gene Ndg, whose product is annotated as nidogen-like. Gene Ontology annotation, biological process: cell-matrix adhesion. Bases 38 to 4138 code for a protein of 1366 amino acids. The record is from RefSeq and is a predicted model, not a curated record. Gene Ontology annotation, molecular function: calcium ion binding. The transcript has 21 exons. Lineage: Eukaryota; Metazoa; Arthropoda; Insecta; Hymenoptera; Vespidae.
CGAUCUCUCGGCAGUAGCGUUAAGACAGUCCGAGAGAAUGGCUCGCGACGCACGUUUUAACGACGUUUCGUGUUUGGCCCUGGUCAUCCUCCUCCUCGUGCCAUCUUUGCAUGCUCUCUCAAAGAACGAUCUCUACCCUCACAAUGUUCCAGGAACUAAUAUACUCGAGUACGAUACCAAUGGGAUUCUUCAAUCGGUCGAGGCAAUUCUCAAAACGCCGAUUGUCUUUUACGAUAAAGUCUACAAUAACAUAUUCGUAAAUGCAAAUGGCGUCUUAUCAUUUGCACGAGCAAUGCAGAGGUUUUUUAAUAUUGCUUUCCCAUUGGAUGAUCCGGUGAUUGCACCACUCUACACGCAUGUCGAUACGAGAGCAUCAGGAACAAUUUAUUGGGCCGAGACAGAUUCCCCGGAGGUUAUUGCGAGAGCAGGUGGAACGAUACGAAGCACGUUCAAGGAUGCGCUCGAUUUCGAGCCGACCCACGUCUUUUUGACAACUUGGCUGGACGUUGGUUAUUAUAACGAAAAUAACGAUAAGGUUAAUACUUAUCAAGUAGCAAUAUCUUCGAACGGCACACAUUCUUUCGUCGAAUUAUUAUACCCAGAAAAUGGAAUCCAAUGGAUACAAGCAGAGUCACAUCCCAGUGGAUUGCCAGAUGCCAAGGCUCAGGCUGGUUUUAUGAGCGAGGGUCGAAUAACAACGUUGCAAGGUUCAGGCACCGAUCAGAUUCAAAACGUUGACAAAUGGUCGAACAUUAACAGACCAGGUCACUGGGUGUUUCAAGUUGGACCAAUCGCCGAUGGUGAAGAUGUCAAGACACCCGAUAGCAUAGAAGAUACCACAGGUGGUAGCCAAACACCGAGUUGCAGAACAGGUGCGACUACUUGUCACAGUAAAGCAACUUGUAUUGACUAUGAAGUUGGGUUUUGUUGCAGUUGUAAACAGGGAUUCUUUGGAAAUGGAAAAUCUUGUCAACCGAAUGACGUACCACUUCGCGUCAUUGGCCGUAUCUCUGGUACGAUCAACGAAAUUGAAUUUCCGUCGAGAGAUCUUCAAUGCUACGUGCAAACCAAGGAUGGAAGGACAUAUACCGCUUUGUCGAGGGUACCAGAAGAGAUAGGCGCAAGUUUCCAGCUUCUAAGUAAUUUGGGAGGAGUUAUCGGUUGGCUUUUUGCGAAGCCAGUCAGUGAAACAAAAAAUGGAUAUGAGCUCACAGGUGGUUUAUUCAAUCACACGUCCGAGAUUCUCUUUACCUCUACUAACGACAGAGUGACCAUACGAAAUAAUUAUCAGGGAUUGGAUGUCUUUGGACAAUUGAAAAUGGAAGCAGAAAUAACAGGAAAAUUACCGUAUUUGGAACCAGACACUAGACUCGAGUGUGGUGAUCACGACGAAGUUUACACGAGAUCGCAGCCUGGAAUAUUGCGUACUCAGAGUGAAAGAAGUUGUAAAUUGAUCAAUGGACACUCUGAACGCGAAUUGAUUUUCACGCAGGAUCAAACAAUCGUUUACAAUGAAUGUCCAUAUGCUGAGAAUGAUCCGGAAGAAGAUACGACUAGAUUGAAAUUUUACAGAGGUGUCACUACUUAUGAGGCAAGAGAAGGGAUAAUAAGAUUUGCUGUUAACACAAAGAUCGCACCUUUGGAAGAAGAGGAUCCAUGUAUUCAAGGUAGAGAGACGUGUGGAGAACAUAGUUCUUGCGUCGUUGAUGAGGAUAGCUUCAAGUGUGUCUGCAAUCCUGGAUAUCAGUACCUUUACGAAGAAGAUGGUAGCGCCAUUUGCGUGGACGUGAACGAAUGCAGUGCUGGUAAUCACAUGUGUUCUCCUGAUGCUCAGUGUAUCAAUCAAGAAGGAAGUCAUACUUGCCAUUGUCGACCUGGUUUUUCGGGAGACGGUCGAGUUUGUGAAAAACUUCCUUCUUGCAAAGAUAUUCGUUGUCAAACGUACGAACUAUGUGUGAUAAUAGAAAAUACACCGACUUGUAUUUGUACUCCUGGCUUCGAUCAAACCGAUCAAGGCUGUUACCCUGUUCAACAUAUUUCCUGCGAUAUCGAGGACAAUUGUUCGCCUAAUGGCAUGUGCAGUUUCGAUGGGGAUAAGCAAAAGCACGUCUGUAUUUGCUCGGCUGGUUAUAUCGGCGAUGGAUACAAUUGUUAUUCGGAAAACGAUACAAUAACCGAGGAACCACCGCAACCGCAGUGUUUGAUAGAAAUGUGUUGGUGCCCACAAGGAUGGAGAUUCCAAGAUGACAAUUGCAUCAAAGAAGAGGAGGGUUAUACAACCGUUGACUAUAUUCGAGAUUUAUCGGCACGUCCACUUCCGGAAUGUUUCGAGGACGACUGCGUAUGUCCAUGGGGAUACGAUUAUGAUCACCGAGACGAGAUUUGCAUUCCUAUACCAGGAUUCAACCACGAUACAAUGGGUCCAACUGGAUUUCACCCAUCAUGCAACGUCGUGAACAGAUGUCAUCCCUAUGCUCAGUGUGUCUACGUACCGAACACAGGCGAUUACGAGUGUCGUUGCAAUCCUGGAUACGAAGGUGACGGUAUGGAAUGCACGAAAACAGAGGUGUCCUGUCUGGAAGUCGACAUAUGCGAUCCAAACGCUUCAUGCCAACACGAGGAACCCAUCGCAAAAUGCGUCUGCAAUCCUGGAUACGAAGGCGACGGGACGACCUGCAGUCCUAUUGACGAGUGCAACGAUAAUUCGGAUUGUUUGAAGAACGAGAGAUGCACGUAUAAUCCAACGAGUUCUCGCUACGAAUGCACCUGCAAUGUAGGUUUCAGCAUGGUCGACGGUCAAUGCGUAGUAGCGGAUUGUUCGACGAAUCCAUCGCAAUGCCACGUUAAUGCUCAAUGUGUUUCCACCGGUGACGGUGGCUAUAAAUGUGUUUGCAUCGCUGGAUAUCACGGUGAUGGUGUACGACAGUGCGUCGAAGAUCACAUUGGUUGUAAUGUCGUAUUCAAUUGCGGAAGAAAUGCAGCGUGUGGCUAUAACCAGACGUCGACGAAUUACGUUUGCAUCUGUCAACCGGGUUAUUACGGUGAUGGUUUCACCUGUUUACCUCAGUCAUCCUGCAGACAAGAUUCAAACCUUUGUUCUUCGGAUGCAAGUUGUGUAUCAGCUGGAGACAAUAAAUUUGCUUGCGUUUGCAAUGAUGGCUUUACCGGUGAUGGUACUAAUUGUCGACCGAGACCAAAACACGAUGCAAAUUUCCUUUUGGUAAAUCAAGGAAUGGCGACUUUAAGGAUACCAUUCGUACCGACUUCUGAUAAUUUAGGAAGUCCGAUACACAUAGCAUACACACAAAUGUCUAUCGCAUUGGACAUCGAUUGUCUCGGUGGAAGGGCUUAUUCGAGUGAUAUUACUGGUAACAGAAUACUUGAAUUGACUUAUAACGGUUCGAUCGCCAAUGUAUUCAUCGACAAGGUCAGCAGUCCCGAGGGAUUGUCGAUCGAUUGGGUCUCAAGGAAUAUCUUUUGGACAGAUUCAGGAAAAGCCACCGUUGAAGUGGCCAGUCUCGAAACGAAAAAACGUAAAGUCCUUGUCUCGGAUGGAUUGGUUAAUCCUCGGGGAAUCGCUGUGCAUCCGUAUCAGGGUAAAAUAUUUUGGUCCGAUUGGAACCGUGCCUCACCGAAGUUAGAAUGGGCUAAUGAAGAUGGCACAGGCAGAGCGAUCUUCCUUCAAGGAGAUUACGUUAAGUUACCAAAUUCAUUAAGUAUCGAUUGGGCGACUGAUGAACUUUGUUGGGCCGAUGCUGGAACUUUCACGAUAACUUGCAUCGAAAUCGCUAACAAAGAAGUGAACGUGGUAGCGAAGGACCUGAUUUAUCCCUUCGGCUUGGCAAUCUCUCAGAAUCAUUAUUAUUGGACCGAUUGGAAAACGCACAAGAUCGAGCAGGCUUUGAAGAGCAACGAAGAAAGACAACCAGCUAUAUCGAUCCCACCUGGUGGAAACGGUAAACUAUAUGGAAUUGUGGUUGUUCCGGAGACGUGUCCCCAAGUCACGAACGUCUGCCAAUAUGAAAAUGGAAUGUGCAAUAAGGAUCAGCUCUGUUUGCCUGAUGGACAAGGAGGGAGGACGUGUGCUUGUGCUGAUGAUGCUACAGGACCUUGCACGGAUACUAAUUAUUCUUCGUAGUAGUAUUCUCAAGAGAAAAAGGAAGAACGAGAGAGCGAGCGAGCGAGAGAGUGAGUGAGCGAGAAAGUGAAAGAGAAGGAGAGAGAGAGAAGAAAAAGAAGAAGAAAAAGCGAGAGAGGGAAUACUAAUGUUCGACAGUAACGAAGCUAUGAUAGCAUCUCGAUGGAGUUUGCGAGAGAAAAAAGACGUUUCAGAGAUAAAAAAGGAAGAAAAAGAGAGCGGGAGAGAGAGAGAGAGAGAGAGAGAGAGAGGGAGAGAGAGAGAGAGAGAGAGAGAGAGAGAGAGAGAGAGAUAGUAGACGUUCAAAGUAUCUAUUUUACUAUUAGAUAGUGUGUAAAUUAUAAAACAUUAUUUUUAAUAUUAAUUAGACUUAUUAUCAUUCGACAUAUUUGAAGUAACAUACUCUCUUUUACUUUG